This is a messenger RNA of Penicillium soppii, 1218 nucleotides long. RefSeq lists its product as uncharacterized. Gene Ontology annotation, biological process: reciprocal meiotic recombination. Bases 1 to 1218 code for a protein of 405 amino acids. NCBI's taxonomy places the organism in Eukaryota, Fungi, Ascomycota, Eurotiomycetes, Eurotiales, Aspergillaceae. The record is from RefSeq and is a predicted model, not a curated record. The transcript is spliced from 5 exons.
AUGCAACAUCCACAGCCCCCAAUUCCUCAAAUACUUCGCUUACCCAUUGCCAAGUUCUCCCAUACGACCACUCUCAUUGACCAUGUCGGUCCACUAACCUGGAAUCAUGUCACUGGGAAUGGAGAUAUGUAUUGUAUCUUUGAGAGGUUCUUUAAUUCUGGUCCUAUGCCAUCAAGAUUGAUCCAGAAAGUUUUUCGAGGAGAUGCCGUCCUCGAACAACUUGAUCUCGUGUACUUUAUUCAGAUGGUGGCGAUGCAAUCCCAACUAAGCCCACCCCCAAAGUCACACUUUGCUGUCGUCGUGAAGUCUCCAUGUAUUGCGGUCAAGUAUCCUUACCGUGGAACACAAAUUCGUCGAUUCCAGAUCAAGCUCACCACAGAGCCUGACUAUUUCUUGGCCUUGACCGUCUUAGGCGAAGUCAACUGUCCUUUGACAGAAGCUGAUAUUCUCAACAUCACAGCACCCGUGCGAGCAUCAUCUCCCGCGAGCACAGUUUCGUACUCUAUGUCCAGAUUUGGUCCUCCUCUACCAGCGUUCACCCGUCCUUCUCUCAACAUUGAGCCAACAGCCGCGAACGAGCGGCUGUAUGGUUCUACAUCUUUCCCAAACAUGUCGCGCAACGACCUGGAAGUCCCCAACUCUCAGUCAUCUGCGGUAUCUGCGCCAGCCACAAAGAAACGUCAAUCUUCAACAGUGACACAAGCAACCCCGGAACACCAAGAGGUGCAACCCUCAAAGUCAAGCAAAGACCAAGAAGUCGUUCCUCUGAAUCUAGCGACAGACCCUGAGCCUGGGCCUGGUUUUGUCGAGUCCCAAUCCCAAAUCUUAUCACAGCCGCCUCUGUUUUCCCAACCGAGCCAACCAUUUUUAAUCUAUGAAGAACCUCCAGCCUCAGCUCAAAUUCCUGCAAAUGGUUUACUGGUUGCGCACACACCCCAAGCACCCAGUGUUCCGAAUUCCAUACUCGCACAUCAUAAUCCAAGAGAUUCAAACCUCAUUAGCAAGCCAGAUGACAAACCAGGACAAGAGCCGAUGUCGCGCACAGCCUCGGCCAUGACAGAAGAUCAGCUCGCCGAGUAUUUGGCUUUUCCGACCUCCGAACGGGUUGUUAUUCUCCAAAACUGGAUGUGUGAGCUGAUGGAGGACGACAAAUUUAUGGCAUUAUGUCAGGAUGUGGAAGGAACCUGGAGGCGAUUUGCUUUCGGACAGAAGCAGUGA